This is a messenger RNA of Ricinus communis (castor bean), 1365 nucleotides long. Its product is annotated as epoxide hydrolase A. Lineage: Eukaryota; Viridiplantae; Streptophyta; Magnoliopsida; Malpighiales; Euphorbiaceae. The record is from RefSeq and is a predicted model, not a curated record. The transcript is spliced from 5 exons. Gene Ontology annotation, molecular function: hydrolase activity. The coding region runs from base 247 to 1188 and encodes 313 amino acids.
GUAUGGACCCAUAUGAUAACUUUUUCAAAUCUGAAUCUUUAGCCAUUGGCAUUUGUCAUUUGUGGCCACAGGCAUGGUGACAUAUACAAUGCAAAUGUCAAUAUCAUGAAGCCUAUUUAUCUGACAAAAUAUUCAAAGCGACCAGUUACCUUGUGUCUCGACUUUCAAUUGAUAUUUUUUCUGAAGGUCACUCAUCUCUAGUUCUUGGUAAGUUACUGCUUUCUCACCCUCAAACUUAAACCAGCCAUGGAACAGAUCAAGCACAACCAUGUAGAAGUAAGAGGACUGAAACUACAUGUAGCAGAAAUUGGCACUGGUAGUAAGGUGGUUUUGUUCCUACAUGGAUUCCCAGAGAUCUGGUAUACAUGGAGACACCAAAUGAUUGCUGUUGCAAGUUCUGGGUAUAGAGCAAUAGCUAUUGAUUUCAGAGGCUAUGGACUAUCUGAACAGCCACCUGAGCCAGAGAAAGGGAGCUUCUUGGACCUCGUUGAUGAUAUUGUUGCUCUUCUUGACACUCUCGGCAUCGAUAAGGUUUUUCUAGUUGGGAAGGAUUUUGGAGCAUUACCUGUAAGUCUAAUAGCUUCCCUGCACCCCGAAAGGUUGUCUGGGUUCGCAACCCUGGGCGUUCCUUUCUUGUUACCAGGUGCUAAUGCUGUCCAGAAUCAUCUCAUGCCAAAAGGCUUCUACAUAACAAGGUGGCAGGAGCCAGGGAGAGCUGAAGCAGAUUUUGGCAGGCUAGAUGUCAAGACAGUGAUAAGAAAUGUCUACAUUCUCUUCUCUGGGAUUGAGCCACCAGCAGCAAGAGAUGACCAAGAAAUCAUGGACUUGGUUGAUCCUUCUACUCCUCUACCACCAUGGUUCUCAGAAGAAGAUCUUGCAGUUUAUGCAUCUCUUUAUGAGAAAUCAGGAUUUCGAUUUGCAUUACGGGUUCCAUACAGGACUUUGAAAAUAGAUUGUGGAAUAACAGAUCCAAAAAUCACAUGUCCAGCUUUGUUAAUCAUGGGAGAGAAGGAUUAUGUGCUAAAUUUCGCAGGCAUGGAAGAUUACAUAAGAAGUGGAAAAGUGAAACAUUUUGUACCUAAUUUGGACAUCAUCUUCAUGAAAGAAGGGAGCCAUUUUGUUCAUGAACAACUUCCACAGCAAGUGAAUGAGCUUCUCAUCAACUUCCUUAACAAACAUAGUAAUUAAAGAGGAUGCACCAUGAGCACCUCAAAUGUGAUGUAGCUUCCAUUUAAGUAAGAAAUUAAGUGCUGCUCGUGUUGGCAAGAGGCUGGCAGACUAAUGCCGUGUGAUCCUAAAAUAAGGCUUUUAUAUUUUUUCAUCUUGUCAUAUUUACUGCAUAAUAUCAUGGUUCUGUUUUCACUC